AUGGCCACUGCUAUUGCUCUCUAUACGUUUCUUGCUGGUUGCACCAUCGCCUUGGUCGCACGCUGGAUCACAAGUCAUGCUACGGAGGAUAGGGGUACUCUUUCAGUAUCCCAGAAAGAUCCAUUCUGGGGUCUCGAUAUCGUCUAUCAAAGAUUGUUCAAAUUCGACAAGACGCAUAUCAACCAAAACUGGGAGGCCCAGUUCAAAAAGAAUGGCGACACUUUCCGAAGUAGACCUUUUGGCCAGACCGAAAUUUUCACGACAUCCCCAAAGAUCAUUGAAUCAGUACACUCAAAAGAUUUCGGGUCCUUUGGAGUAGAGGCUUUUAGAAGAAAGGCUAUAUCCCCACUCGUUGGUCCAGGAAUUGUGAGCGCUGAUGGCGAGGAAUGGAAGAUCGCUCGCAAAUUGAUCUCUCCAGCUUUCGUCCUGCCGCAUGGUCCAAAUUUACGCUUCUUCGAUCUCCAUGUAUCGAGACUUCUCGAAAGGCUUCCUCUUGACGGCUCCACGGUCGACUUGCAACCGCUUUUCCAUAUGCUGUCUCUCGAUGCGUCUACAGAAUUCAUCUUCGGAGAAUCUUUCAACUCUCUGGGACCUAAUGGCAUGUCCAUUGAAAGACAAAAAUUUCUAGAUGCGUUCAACUACGCAAUCACGGGCAUUGAUAAGAGACUCUGGCUACGGUCUUGGAACCCUUUCAUCCGUAACAAGAGAUUCUGGCAUUGCUGCGCGAUUGCGCAAGCCCACUUUGACAAAGCGGUUGAGACAUGUGCUCUUCAGCGUAGUUCGAGAUAUGCCGAUGAACUCAAGGAUCCAGUGUUGGUUCAUGAGCUACUUGAGCAGACUGACGAUCGACUAUUUAUACGACAUCAAUUGAUGAAUACUUUUCUACCUAGCCAUGACUCAAUUGGUGUCCUCCUUACCAAUGUUUUUUUUGUGCUCGCUCGUCAGCCUAUGGUUUGGUUCAAGCUGCAAGAGGAAGUUACUUCCAUUGGGGACUCAGAGUUGAAUGCAUCGGAUCUCAAGAAGCUCAUUUACCUCCAGGCCGUUAUACAAGAGACUCUCCGUCUCUACCCCAGUCUCGGUAUGCGGGAGCGCGUUGCCCUUCGAGACACAACGUUGUCGCGCUCCGAGGCUGAGAACACCCCUCUUCUUGUCAGAAAGGGAGACGUGAUUAUGAUUAGCUCCUACGCUCUGCAACGCCGAAAAGACCUUUGGGGUGCCGAUGCAGAUGAAUUCCGUCCUGAGCGGUUCCUCGACGCGAAGCUAGAACCGUGGACAAUCAUAUCGUUUGGGGCAGGACCACGUGCAUGUCCAGGACAACGUAUCGGAAUUUUUCAGGUGGCGUACACCAUUGUCAGGAUACUACGGACAUACACAGGAAUCGAGAAUCGAGAUCCAGUGAUGGGGUUCGAAGAGCUACAGCAACUAGCAAGCAGAAGAAUCGAAGGGCAUCUUGCCGAUUAG
This is a messenger RNA of Letharia lupina, 1461 nucleotides long. RefSeq lists its product as uncharacterized. Gene Ontology annotation, molecular function: monooxygenase activity; oxidoreductase activity, acting on paired donors, with incorporation or reduction of molecular oxygen; heme binding. The record is from RefSeq and is a predicted model, not a curated record. The transcript is spliced from 2 exons. Bases 1 to 1461 code for a protein of 486 amino acids. Lineage: Eukaryota; Fungi; Ascomycota; Lecanoromycetes; Lecanorales; Parmeliaceae.